AUGCAUUUCUCAUUCCUCCGAGUCGUCGCAGUCGUUGCAGCUUUGACAAGAUCUAUGUCUGUCACCGCACAGCUCUGUGGGACCGUAGGCAAUGCUUGUGGCAAGAGCAGCCCGGAAGGCACCGUAUGCUGCGGUGACCUUCUCUGUAACCCUGCUGUGAGUAUGAGUCGUUCGCUUUGCAUCCGAAAUUCAACCCCACGACUCACCUUUGCGCCUUGUACCAGCCCGGAAGUUCUUCCACGUACUGCGCGAAACCUUGAAAGUCCAGAUGAGCUUGGCAGACUGAGCAUGUCACAAUAGUGAGUCUUAUCUCUUUCGUGUUUGCACAGUGCUUGAUCGCACGAUAUAC
Messenger RNA from Suillus plorans, 349 nucleotides. RefSeq lists its product as uncharacterized. Bases 1 to 300 code for a protein of 99 amino acids. The record is from RefSeq and is a predicted model, not a curated record. NCBI's taxonomy places the organism in Eukaryota, Fungi, Basidiomycota, Agaricomycetes, Boletales, Suillaceae. The transcript has a single exon.